UACUACUUGAAAUUGGGUUAUUGCAUGUAAAAGCCGGUCUAUUGUGUGCGGUGGGGGAGGGGAAACAGGAAUCUAUUUCUCAGACUUUGCUAUAUAUAAGCAAAAAACCCUCCAAAUCAAAUUAUACAGGCAGUUAUUUAAGGAUGCUACAUAUUGACUUUGUAAAUUUUACAUUAAUCACUGACUUAGCUUUUGUUUAAGAGAUCAUAUUUAUUAAAAGGUGGGUCUUGACCUUGACCGAGUGAAUUUAAUACAGAAAGUAAAAUUUGUGUUAUUUUAAAAGACCUUUCUGAAAAAAAAUGGAGUGUUUUGUUAUAACAUUUUGAGAAUUUAAUAGUAUAGUAUUACUAUUAAUUAAAGCCAUUAUAAAAUAUUCUGAGUCUAGGUUACUUUUUGGCUUGGGGAUUUAAUGCAGUUUAAGCUAAAGGCAUUAACAAAAGUGUUGAAUACAAGCAAUAAGAAUCUCUGGGUGAUACUAAAGUUAUAAUCCAGUACAUAUUUCAGCCAUGAUGAUAAAGCUAUUGUAAGGAAAAUUCUAGCUUAUCAAAGCACUGAAAUUCCAGAAGUACAAUGGUCUACUGCAGCACUGUCAGAAGGAGGUAGGAAAAUGUCUCUGUGACCACCCUCUUUGGCAGGGAUGGAACUUCGUGCUGUCUGACUCCAAGGUCCACUCUGCUCUCUGUGCUCUAUUUAUAACACUAAUCAAAGCCAUUGUUUUAGAUAGAGGGAACUGAGGAAAAUAAAAGCAUCCAAAGCAAGCUUUACUGAUAGUAGCAGGCAGUCCCUGGUGCAUGCUCUAUUAUACUGGGCUGGGUUUUUUCUAGGGGAGGGGAAGAGGCAGGGAAGAGAGGAAUAGAAAGUACAGUGAUUGAGAGAAGGGAAGUGUUUUCCUAAGCUCACUGUGCUCUUCGUAUAUAAAACUUUGAAAUGAAAGAUGGUAUCUGUUAAGUACUUUAAUGAUAGCUUUAAUAAAACAGAACUGUGAAUCCAACUUCUUGUCUGUUAUCCUUUGUGUAAUAGUUAAGAGCGAUACCACCUCCAUUUUAAGAGUUGUUAUUUUGAAUAGUCCAAAGGCAGAACUGUUGUGUGUGUCUGAAUGCCCUUUACAAAUGUCCCAAGGAAGAUGCUUCUCCAGUAUAUGAGUUAAUUAACUAUAUUAAAUAUAUUAAUAACUUUAUUGCAAUUGUACUGAAUCAUCAUCUAAAAAUAAUUAUAUGUUUGGUCAUAGCUCCUUUAACAUUUCAAAAUAUUUGUUUGCAAGGUCUCAGCCCUGUAAUAUUCAGAUAUUUAAAGUAAUUAAACAUAUUCUGAGACAAGCUCAUUCAGUGAUAACUACAUGCAUGGAAAUCUCUUGGUUUUGAGUGAUUACUGUUUUCAUCCUUGAGUAAGAAAACAGGUUGUAUGACAGAGGUGAAUAUAGCCCUUCUAUGUGAAGUGGAAAAUACCAUACACUCCUUAUAUGGCUAAAUGAAGCAGUGAGGGUAAUGUACUAUAAUUACAAUGUAUGAGAAUUUGGGACUUUGUACUCCUCUAUUUUUAACAGUUGCUAGCAUAUGGUAAUUCAGGGUCGUCAAACCAUAGUCUUUCAUUGCUAAUACUAGUGAUAAAAGAAUGGAUUCUAAAUUUGCCUGUCUUGUGACCGAGGCAGCAGCAGGAGGAUUCAAAAAUGAAAAUCUGGCGACCCCAGCAUUAUCUUGACUGUCUACUUAAAUCUCAGAUGCAUUUUAAAGUCCCGCCCCUCUCCAUCUCACAGCCUCCUCCCCUCCUCCCUCCCCACCUUCCUCCCUCUGACCUCAAAUCCAACCAGAAGCAUUUCUCCACUCUGCAGAGAAUUUCUCAGGCUCCCGUAGAGACCUGAAAUGCCAAGAAGCCAGUAAAUCACUUGGGUGGCAGAGCUGGAGAGGAGAAAAUCGGAGAAUAAGUAGAAAACCACAAUCCUUAGAGUAAUAAGAAGCAAACACUUCUAAACAUUUAACUGCGCAAACCAUGCAGGAUGAUUUACUGAUGGACAAAAGCAAAACCCAGCCCCAGUCUCAGCAGCAGCAGCAGCAGCAGCAGCAGCGGCAGCAGCAGCAGCAGCAGCAACAGCUCCAGCCCGAGCCCGGCGCAGCCGAAGCCCCGUCCACGCCCCUCUCCUCAGAGACCCCCAAGCCUGAAGACAGUAGCGCAGUGCCGGCCCUCAGCCCCGCCUCGGCUCCGCCAGCCCCCAACGGCCCCGACAAGAUGCAGAUGGAGUCGCCGCUCCUGCCGGGCUUGAGUUUCCAUCAGCCCCCUCAGCAGCCGCCGCCGCCGCAGGAGCCCGCGGCACCCGGAGCGUCGCUGUCGCCGUCCUUCGGCAGCACCUGGUCAACGGGCACUACGAACGCGGUGGAGGACAGCUUCUUCCAGGGGAUCACCCCAGUCAACGGGACCAUGCUCUUCCAAAACUUCCCGCACCACGUCAACCCGGUCUUCGGAGGCACCUUCUCGCCGCAGAUCGGCCUGGCGCAGACCCAGCACCAUCAGCAGCCGCCGCCGCCCGCGCCACAGCCGCCGCAGCCUGCGCAGCCCCCGCAGGCGCAGCCCUCGCAGCAACGCCGGUCUCCCGCCAGCCCCAGCCAGGCGCCCUAUGCGCAGAGGAGCGCCGCCGCUUAUGGCCACCAGCCCAUCAUGACCAGCAAGCCGUCUUCAUCCUCGGCCGCCGCGGCUGCUGCGGCCGCGGCCGCCGCCUCUUCGGCCUCGUCCAGCUGGAACACGCACCAAAGCGUGAACGCCGCCUGGAGUGCUCCGUCCAACCCGUGGGGUGGCCUGCAGGCGGGCCGAGACCCUCGCCGCGCGGUCGGCGUGGGCGUGGGCGUAGGUGUGGGGGUACCAUCCCCGCUUAACCCCAUCUCGCCGCUCAAAAAGCCCUUCUCCAGCAAUGUGAUCGCUCCACCCAAGUUCCCUCGUGCAGCCCCGCUCACCUCCAAGUCUUGGAUGGAGGAUAACGCUUUCCGGACCGAUAAUGGUAACAAUCUGUUGCCUUUUCAGGACCGGAGUAGGCCCUAUGACACUUUUAACUUGCACUCCUUGGAGAACUCCUUAAUGGAUAUGAUCAGGACUGAUCAUGAGCCUCUGAAAGGUAAACACUACCCUCCCAGUGGCCCACCAAUGAGUUUCGCUGAUAUAAUGUGGAGGAAUCAUUUUGCAGGACGCAUGGGAAUAAACUUCCAUCAUCCAGGAACAGAUAACAUUAUGGCCCUUAACACCAGGAGCUAUGGGCGGAGACGAGGUCGAUCUUCUCUCUUUCCCUUUGAAGACGCCUUCUUGGAUGACAGCCAUGGUGAUCAGGCCUUAUCAUCUGGCUUAAGUUCUCCCACUCGAUGUCAAAAUGGGGAACGAGUGGAACGCUACUCUAGAAAAGUGUUUGUUGGAGGCCUUCCUCCUGACAUCGAUGAAGAUGAGAUCACUGCCAGCUUUCGCAGGUUUGGACCUCUCGUGGUGGACUGGCCUCAUAAAGCGGAGAGCAAGUCGUACUUCCCUCCUAAAGGCUACGCCUUCCUGCUGUUCCAGGAGGAGAGCUCGGUGCAAGCGUUGAUAGACGCCUGCCUAGAGGAGGAUGGGAAACUGUACCUGUGUGUGUCCAGCCCCACCAUCAAGGAUAAACCGGUGCAAAUCCGACCGUGGAACCUAAGUGACAGUGACUUUGUAAUGGAUGGCUCUCAGCCUUUGGACCCCAGAAAAACUAUCUUUGUUGGGGGAGUUCCACGACCCCUUCGAGCUGUUGAACUGGCAAUGAUAAUGGACCGUUUGUACGGUGGUGUUUGCUAUGCUGGCAUUGAUACAGACCCAGAGCUGAAGUACCCAAAAGGUGCUGGGCGUGUUGCGUUCUCCAAUCAGCAGAGCUACAUUGCAGCCAUCAGCGCGCGCUUUGUACAGCUUCAACACAACGACAUUGACAAACGGGUGGAGGUGAAGCCGUACGUGCUGGAUGAUCAGAUGUGUGACGAGUGUCAGGGCACACGCUGCGGUGGGAAGUUCGCCCCGUUCUUCUGUGCCAACGUCACCUGUCUGCAGUACUACUGUGAAUACUGCUGGGCCAGCAUCCACUCCCGAGCCGGCCGUGAGUUCCACAAACCACUGGUGAAGGAGGGAGGCGACCGCCCUCGGCAUGUCCCAUUCCGCUGGAGCUGAGCCCCAGGCCGACACAGCUACAAGUACUGGAGUAGAUCACAAGGAGGAAGAGAGGGCACUGCCUCAGGGCUCAUGGUGUUCUGGAAAUCUGUGCAUUCGUUCUCGAUUUUUAAAGAAGAAAUGGGUCUUUUUAUUAUUAUUAUUAUUAUUAUUAUUAUUAUUAUUAUUAUUAUUAUCAUUUACAGUCAUCUUCCUGAACUCAGCGUGCAGUAUAACGCAGAACCGCAGAGUGUGUGUGGUACCCAUUGCACUUUGACUCACACCUUGUCUGCCUGGUACCUUGAUUUCUCACACCCGAUCUGUCACCUCCACAGUACGCAGACUGCCAUUCUCAUCCGCAGCCGUCAGGUUGACGUCUGCGACCCUGUGUUCGAUGUUGUGUUGUCGUUGCUCUGAUUGGUCUUGAACUGGAGCACGUGCUUAUUUCAAAGACUUAGAGAGUCCCCCUAGGACAAGACUCACCCCAGGCCACACAUGUACGGAGAGGCCGCUGUAGCAAACACCUCACGAUCAGCAGUCAGUAGUGGGGUCAGUAGAGUGAGGCCAGCCCUUAGUGGAAAUAAGCCCGCCGUUGCUCUGGCUUUGACAUGUAUGGAUACCUCACAGGUUGGGUUUCCGUUUCCUUCAUGUUCGAUUUUGUUUUGCUGAGGAUUUGGGUUAUCUUUUAGUGUUAUGUACAUUUAUGCUGCAAUAGCUUUUGCUGCUAUUAAAAUGGUAUUGUUGAUACCAUAAUACUCUAUUCAGGAUAAGGUAUCAAUUAAAAACAAAAACAAGAACCCAACAACACACUUUUGUGGUUUCGGGAUAGAGCCAGCUGCCGGAGGGAGACCAGAGAGACCAGAGAGAGCGCCAUCGGAGGCCGCCGUUCCUGACUGCAUGCUUACUUAAUGCGGUUGCUGCAUGCGAUAAAUUUUAUAUCCAAUGUCUAGUCUAAACCUUCCACAAUGCACAAAUCAAGAAUCUAUAUAAGCUAUAAAAUACUCAUUCUUUACAAAGGGUUUCUUUUUCAUGCACAGAGUUGGUAAUCUGGGAGGAAGGCAUGCCUCCGUGCGUGGGUGUGCAGGGAGGCUCCGCACAGGACGGCCAUUAGUAAACCAAUAGAAAACCUAGUGUAGGAUGCUCUUGCAGCAAACCCGUGGGCGGUAGGCGAAGUACCGCGGUGCUCUGUUACAUAUCGUGCAAUUUAUUUAUAUAGUGAAGUGACUGUGCUUAACUGUGAUCCAACGUACCUGUCCACGCCUCUGUGUCAGACAUCAUGUCUGACCAUCCACAGUGGAUUAUUAACACAUGAGCUCUGAGUGCUUGUAGACUUCGUCCAGAACGCCAAAGAGCUCACCUCAGCUCACAGACACUGAGAACACACAGUAUCUAGAACACGCCGGCAGGCUGACACGGAGGCACAGAGCUAAGGAGGCCACUCGAGGGUGAUGCUAAAGCAAGAUGGCCGGCCUGGGCAGACAGGGCCUUCUGUGAGCCGUUAACAACUUAGUUCCCUGGAUGUAUCCUGUUUAGGCUGACUAGAGCGAAGCCCUGCUCACGCUAGCGUGGACGCUCUUUUAGUGCUCACUCCUGGGCUGCAGAGAGUAAUGGAGACACGCAUGGUGAUCGCAAGACUCUGUAAAGCUUUUAAUCCCUUCUUCCUUGGUUUUGAAUUCUGGGACAAUCUGACUGGAUGUGGCCCUGCAGAGUAGACUGAAGUCAAUGUGUCUUUGUCCUGUGAUGUCCUUGUUCCGUCCUGAAGUUAGUGUUGCGUGGUUUUGUUAUAGUUUGUUCUUUUCCUCCCCAAUGUUUAGUUGUGAAUACUGGCUCUCCAGCUACAGUUUGUUUUCAAAAAAAAAAAAAAAAGGAGAAACAAAAUAGUUUUUUACUGAAUUAAAAGAUGCCUAUUAGAACCCUUCCCUUCCGGGUUUUCUCUGGCCUUUGGUAAUGAUGGCCUUUCUGCAGCCCAGAUGUGGUUUGGUUUGGUUUGGUUCCCUUUUCUAUGUUUGUGUUUGACUUUUCUUUUCAUCUGUAUGGGACUUUUGUUACGCACUACUUUUUAUAUUCUAGAACGUUUUCAAAGGUCGGCUGGUGAUUUUUGCUUGUUUGUUUUUAAGGAAAAAGGCAUGCUUUCUGACUGACAUGAUCUUUUGCAAUACCUCAAUUUUGAAAUAUAGGAAAGAAAAUGAUAUUUUCUAAGUAAGUUUAUUCAGAAAAUAUAUAUUAAUUUAAUUCUGCAAGAAAAUGAUUUAACAGAUGGGUAACUUUAUUUUUUUCAUGCUUAUUUGUGUUUUUUGAAAAUGAAGAAGUUAGAGCUUUAUAACUAUAAUAUUAAAGACCAUAUCUAACCUACAGAAAUCUACCUAAUUAUGUGAGAGAUGCAAAUGUUUGGAAGAAGCACCCCUCUUUCAUGUACUAAAAUAACCCUGAGCUCUAGAGGAGCCGGAAGACUGCCCAGCGUAUGUAACGCGAAGGCCACAGUGUCGCAGAGACCAGGCUGUCAGAGAGACUCCACUUGGUGCUGGGGCUGUGACUUAGGUGAUGGAAACUACUUUCCCUUAAUUUGUAUAUUUAUAAUCAAGUGUUGAUUGUGUGACUGACCAGGAUUGUGAAAGAGUUCUUCUGUUUGUAUUUUUUUAAAGAGAACUUUUUUAGUUUAUUAAAUUAUAACAUGUUCCCUUUUGUUUUGUAAAUAAAUGUGCCCCCCCCCAAGUUCUUAAUGUUAUAUUAAAAGAGAGGGUCCUUCAAAAAAAUUAUUUUUUAAAAAAACAGAGGUGUUCUGCCCUGCAACUUGACUGGGAAGCCCCUGGGUAACACAGGUCCUGCUGUGGCCUUUCCUCGAUGGGACACUUGAACUAGUGGAUUUUUUGAAGGCUGUAACUAACCUCGACUCUUUGUUGUUACGUGCAAUACUGUUUGUACUGUUUGUAUAAAAAAUAGAAAAAAAAGAAAAGAAAAAAGGCAUAGAUCUUUAUUGCAGACUUAUUUUCAUUCAGACUUUAGACAUUGUGACUCAGCUCAUUUUCUACUGCUCACGCACCCUUCCCCCAUGCUGGUAUUUUUUCAAUAGUGACGUAGCCUUUGUACUAAGACAAAUUUUCAUUGUUAUUUUUAGAAAGAUUUUUUGCUAAGAAAAAAAUUAAACAUAUUUACAUAUUUUUCAUUUUAUUUCGUAUUUUCUUUAAGGAGUGCUUUCUCAAUCAUUACUAGAGUUGUUUCUGGGAGGGACUUUCAUAUCUGGUCAACGUCAUAAUAUUAUUUUGUAUUUUUACUUGGAAUAAAUUAAUUUUAUGAUGCUAAUUCUUUAAAAGUUUAUUUUUUUCAUUUUCGGUUAUUUUUGAAGCUAAAGCCUUUGUAAUAUUGUUACUAAAGCGUCUAGUUUUUUGAAACGCAGAGCUUUCUGUAUAACUCGCCGAUGUGGUUUACAAUAGUGUCAGCGGUGGAAACGGUUGGUUCUGUAAAGCAACUGGGACUGUAACGGACAAUUGGACAAUAAAACGACAGAAUGAGCAGAACGUG
Rattus rattus (black rat) is the source of this 7650-nucleotide messenger RNA. RefSeq names its product cytoplasmic polyadenylation element binding protein 3 (gene Cpeb3). The coding region runs from base 1987 to 4152 and encodes 721 amino acids. The record is from RefSeq and is a predicted model, not a curated record. The transcript has 11 exons. Gene Ontology annotation, biological process: negative regulation of cytoplasmic translation. Gene Ontology annotation, molecular function: translation factor activity, RNA binding; mRNA regulatory element binding translation repressor activity; mRNA 3'-UTR binding. Lineage: Eukaryota; Metazoa; Chordata; Mammalia; Rodentia; Muridae. Gene Ontology annotation, cellular component: synapse; nucleus; cytoplasm.